UGUUAAUGCGCUGGAGAUCUGCUAUUGAAAUUAAAGCAGGUCAAAACAAGAGCCGUCUGGUGCCAAUACACAACAUUUUAUAAAGGGGAGUACAGAACCAAACCGCACACCACGACUCCAGAGUGAACGUCAUAGAGUCUCCAAAAUUUUAAUCCCGCGGAUGCAGCUAGGAGAGGGAAUUUUACCCAGCGCUACCAUCAACUUGCCCAAGACCUUUUACCACCUUUCUCCCUCAGAAAGCAAUCACAGCCCUGGAUCAACGGCGUUAGAAUUUCAGGAGGUCGAUCGGACGGAAUCUGAGUCAGGGAACGGGCCCAAAAAGUACUUGAGUGGUGGGGGAAACGCCAUGCUCGGAGAGGGAGAGAGCGAGACCUUUUCUGGAACUAAAGCCGCUCCCGAUGAACGAAAAAGUUCGCCUGUUGUCGAAGACGACCUGACCAGUGGCAGUCGGUACAACAUAGAUGGACUUGGUUCUGAUAGAUAUUUUCUGUCGUCCUCAUCUCAGCAGACAAACGAUGUGGCGAACCCAUGUUCCCUUUUUCCUUACGCAGGCCAGACGGGGACAGUUUAUGCAGGGUCCAACGGAUCCAGGUAUUCAGCAUCGCUUCACUAUGGAUCUGUCCUGCCACCCACUGGGUUUUCGUCUGCCGUUUGCGCUGGGCGCAGCCAGUUUGGUACAGGUUAUCAAUUUGGGCAAGGACCGGGGUGUCUCUACCCCUCGUACCCGAGCACGGGGACAGGAAUCGGCUCUAUGAAUAACCCAGGAACAGGGACUGGGGUGAGAGCUCAAGUCUACCUCUGCAACCGGCCCCUGUGGCUCAAAUUUCACCGACAUCAGACGGAGAUGAUUAUUACUAAACAGGGCAGGCGUAUGUUCCCGUUUCUUAGUUUUAAUAUCACAGGUUUGAGCUUUACAACCCAUUACAAUGUGUUUGUGGAAGUUGUGCUGGCCGAUCCGAACCAUUGGCGAUUUCAAGGAGGGAAAUGGGUUACCUGCGGAAAAGCGGAUAAUAAUAUGCAAGGCAACAAAAUGUACGUCCACCCAGAAUCUCCAAACACGGGUGCUCACUGGAUGAGGCAGGAGAUUUCCUUUGGCAAACUGAAACUGACCAACAAUAAAGGUGCCAAUAACAACAGUACACAGAUGAUUGUCCUCCAGUCUCUGCACAAAUAUCAGCCACGGUUGCACAUUGUUGAGGUCUCUGAGGACGGGGUGGAAGACGUGAACAGCGAAUCAAAGACUCAGACCUUCACCUUCCCCGAAAACCAGUUCAUUGCGGUCACCGCUUACCAGAACACAGACAUCACGCAGCUGAAAAUUGAUCAUAAUCCUUUUGCUAAAGGCUUCCGGGACAACUAUGAUUCAAUGUACACCGCCCCGGAGAGCGACAGACUGACCCCGUCCCCCACCGACUCUCCACGCUCGCACCAGAUUGUGCCGGGAGCCCGCUACGCCAUGCAGCCUUUCUUCCAGGACCAGUUUGUCAACAACCUGCCUCAGAACCGCUUCUACAACGGCGAGCGCGCCGUGCCGCAGACCAACGGCAUCCUGUCCCCGCAGGCGGAGGACGCCAGCGCGGCCGCCACGCAGCGCUGGUUCGUGACGCCCAUGCAGCAGGCGGGCUCCAACAAGCUGGACCUGGGCUCCUACGAGGGGGACUACUCCAGCGGCCUGCUGCCGUACGGCAUCAAGUCCCUGCCCCUGCAGACCUCCCACGCCCUCGGCUAUUACCCCGACUCCGCCUUCGCCUCCAUGGCGGCAGGCUGGGGGUCCAGAGGCACUUACCAGCGGAAGAUGACCACAGGCCUGCCCUGGUCCCCGAGGCCCAGUCCCACAGGCUUCGCCGAAGAUCACCUCUCCAGCAAGGACAAGAUCCGGGAAGACGGGAGCAGCAGCGCCGCCUCAUCCACCUGGAUCGAGACCUCCCCUUCCCUGAAAUCUUUGGACUCGACCGACUCCGGUGUAUAUUCUAUGGUCUGCAAGAGGAGGCGCGUGUCUCCCGGCAACUCCAGUACAGAGAACUCUCCCACCAUUAAAUGUGAGGACUUGACUACUGAAGAGUACAGCAAAGAGCCCUCCAAAAGUAUGGGUUAUUAUGCCUUCUACACAAGCCCAUAGAGUAUUUUAUUUUAUUUUUUUAAAUGUUGAUGGCAUCCCCUUUUUUGUAUUCCUAUUGGAGUGCCACUCCCAUUGCCUUCACCCUGCCCCGCCCCAGCUCCUCCAUACCCCCUCAAUUUCAGCAAUGUGCUACCGUGUAACUUCUGAAGGUGCCAAAGCUUUCGAUGCUCCAAGCAAUUUGUGCUGAUAUUUGCCCCUCGAUGUGACCGAUGUUAUAUUUUUUUGAUAAGCAUGUCCCUCCCCUUCACUUUAUUUUAUACAAAUGUGAUUUUUAUUUAUUGAAGGAUCUUUUGCUGUACAGUAUUUGUGCACUGUAGAAUGUGUUGUCAACAUGGCAGUGUUAUAAGAAUGAGUAAUAAAACCCAUGCUUUUCAGA
Molecule: messenger RNA, 2495 nt
Organism: Anguilla rostrata (American eel)
Lineage: Eukaryota; Metazoa; Chordata; Actinopteri; Anguilliformes; Anguillidae
Product: eomesodermin-like
Exons: 7
Coding region: 161-2119 (652 amino acids)
Biological process (GO): CD8-positive, alpha-beta T cell differentiation involved in immune response; regulation of transcription by RNA polymerase II; endodermal cell fate specification
Cellular component (GO): nucleus
Molecular function (GO): DNA-binding transcription factor activity, RNA polymerase II-specific; RNA polymerase II cis-regulatory region sequence-specific DNA binding
Source: RefSeq, a predicted model, not a curated record